CCGUGCCUGAACACUCAACGCCAGACUCCACAGCAUGACAGUGGCCUCACAGGGGACGCCGCCCGAUGAGAGAGGGCGCCCAGGGCAUUCAUUCAUUAAUUGCUCCAAUUCUGAUACUGGGCUCACCGCGACCACACAGAUUGCGGCAGCAAUAACAGAUCUUUGUCUGUUGUUUUCUCUUCGGAGAGGUGGAACUCUGCUCGUUGAAUGUUGCCUCCGAUGGCAACAGAAGAUCUUCGGCCCUGUCGGGAAUGAGUGAAGGAGAAGCAUUUGGAAUGCAUAGUCAGAUCUGCGAUGAGUGACACGUUAUAUAGAUUCCAGCUCUACUCAUGAAACUCACCUCUCUGCUCCAAUGCGGGUGCGUCGCGAUGUGGCCGGAGGAUGCGCCGGAGACGACGCCGGUGCCCCCUCUUGGGAACGUUGCUACCGCGGCGCCCCGUGCCCGUCGCCGCGGCGUGAGACGCAGCUUCAAGCCCUGGAGGCCGUCGCUCUCAGCGAUCUCUGAGCGCGGAUCCACGACGGCGGUGGCGGCGGGGGCGGUCGAUGGAAAAAGGGGUAGUGAUGAGUCGGGCAAGGCGAAGGCUACCGUGUGUCGUCGAGUUCUUCCUCGUUCUCACAGCGAUGAUAACCGGUACAAGGAUGUUUCUUCAGUCAUUUCAGCAAUUAGUCCCACUGCAUAUUUGUUCUAGUGCCUAAAUCAGUCUACAUUUGGGAUCAUAAAGAACAUGUGAUGAAGCAUUAUUGUCUUCUGGGAAGUCAGAUGUAUGUACAUUUUUUUUUCAUAUUCUUAUCGAUACAAAUUAAUUUCGUGUGCAUAUCAGAAUAUCACCAAUUCGAAGUACUGCAAAAUGUAUAUCGGUGUAAAUAUUAGUAGGAACAUAACACAUAAAGAAGCAUAUCGACUAUCUUGAGUUCAUUUGAGAUUGGGAAUUAAAAGUUUGCUAGAGGUUGGUAGA
Zingiber officinale is the source of this 956-nucleotide messenger RNA. RefSeq lists its product as uncharacterized. The transcript has 3 exons. The coding region runs from base 330 to 689 and encodes 119 amino acids. The record is from RefSeq and is a predicted model, not a curated record. NCBI's taxonomy places the organism in Eukaryota, Viridiplantae, Streptophyta, Magnoliopsida, Zingiberales, Zingiberaceae.